AAAGUAUAUACCAAAGGAUAUUAUCUGAUCCUUCAAUUUUGGCUGAUGUUGCAGCAAUCCAUUAUAUCAAACCUAAAAACUAUGAAUCUCUUAUUAAUAAAGUUCAAAUUUUGAUUAGUUCGUGUGAGGACGUAAAUGUUUUAAAAUGUACUGCAAAGUACGUUGCAAACCUUUCAGAACAACAAAUUAGAACAAUCAUCCUGAAGGCUGAAAAAGAGUAUUUAAAGAAACUAAAAGAUUAUGAAGAUGAAUUGUUUGAUCUGCUUUUUCUGGAUAAAAUUUUUGAAUUUUCUCUUUCAAAAUAUGAAAAUACUUAUUUUAGAAUAACAAAUGCCCUACAUAAAUAUGAAAUAAAUCCAGAAUGUGCUUUAAUAAUUGAAAUAAAUGGAUUUGAAACAAAGAAUAAAGCAACAUACCUUAAUAUCUUAGAAAAUUGUCCUGAACAUGAAACUAAAUAUUCUUUUAAAAGAAGAAGUUGGCAUCAUUAUCUGCCGUAUGGUGAGUGGCCAUCAGACUUAGAAGAAUUUCAAAGUAUAUUUGAUAUACCGGAUGAGCUCAAUGAUCAAAACAUUAUUGUUGAAGAAAAAGUUAUAAUUAAAAAUCAAAUCGAUGAUGAACCUAUUAUUUUUUUAUCAAAUGCUACUAUUCUAUUAAAUGAAGAUGCAAAACCAGGGAUUAUCUAUGUUCGAGUUUAUAUUAAGAAGGUUGAUAUAGCUCUUACAUAUAUAUAUAGAAAUAACUUAGCAUACCUUCUAAUUGUAGAAGCAAAACUUCUUAAUGCACCCUUUCACAGAGUUUAUGAUAAACUCUUACGAUCAAUAAAUGAUGCAAUAAAUAGUUUUCUAAUUUAUAUAGCAAAGGAUGCUAAGAAUAUUACAAGUAUACUAGAAAAUCUUUUAAAGAAAUUAAGAUGGAUAGCAAUUUUUGUUGCUGAGGGAAGAUUUUCUUUGAUAGCUAUUAAGCUUAUGAAUAAUUAUCAACUUCGGUUAUGUUUUCCUAUAGGUGAAGCUAGAGUUCCU
Molecule: messenger RNA, 1019 nt
Organism: Racocetra persica
Lineage: Eukaryota; Fungi; Glomeromycota; Glomeromycetes; Diversisporales; Gigasporaceae
Source: the annotation of a GenBank genome assembly